CGGGAGAGGCCCCCCUCAGAGACCGCUGGGGCGGCUUGGCCCAGUUCCCUGCUAGGCGCCCACCCUGUUCCCGCCAGGGGGGUCGUGGGCUCCUGCGUGCACUAAGGCAGCCUGGCACCAGGCCCAGAAGCCCCUUGCCUGGAAACGUCUGGGGCGAGCUGGCCGCCCGUCCGUCGCACCCUGUCACACUUGACUCGUGCGUGGCAGAGGCAUCGGACUGAUGACCGGGAAGCGGAUUUCAUGAGACAUUCCUGGUUAUGUCCCUUUGGCUCACUCGGUGAUGUUUCAAAAUCCUUCCUGGACUUCACCAGCCCGGCUGUAGUCAACAGCUACCUGGGGUUCAACGUCACCUCGGCCCUGUGCCUCACGGCCUCCCUGCUGCAGGCCUUCCCUGCCCAGCCUGGCUUGGUCCGGACGGUGGUCAACAUCUCCUCGCUCUGCGCCCUGAAGCCAUUCAAGACCUGGGCACUUUACUGCGCUGGGAAGGCGGCCCGGGACAUGAUGUUCCGGGUCCUGGCAGUGGAAGAGCCGGACGUCAGGGUGCUCAGCUAUGCGCCAGGCCCCCUGGACACUGACAUGCAAGCAGUGGCCCGGACCCAGUCGGGAGACCAGGAGCUGAGGCAGGCGUUCCUUCACAUGAAGCAGCACGGGCAGCUGCUGGACUGCGACGUGUCGUCCGAAAAGCUGCUGCACCUUCUCCUUGCAAACACAUUUGAGUCCGGGGCGCAUGUCGACUUCUAUGACCUGUGAGAAAGACCGUUCUUUUCCUGGCAUCCGCUUGGGGAUUCUCCCUUGCAAGCACCCCCUCAACCCUGCCGUCUACUGUCAGAGGUGCAGGAACGCGCAUGUUCCGGUUUCGUUGUACAUGCAGCAGUGAUAUCCUGCCGCGUGGCCUUUGGAUGUCAGGGAAACAUUUGUGAGGUUCUGAGCCGGGUUAUCGAAGGGGGAGGGGCCCAGAGCAUCCGGAAGAGCCCUGACACCGUGGCAUGUGGCGUGUCUGUUGUUGCAUGUGGGAAGAAUUUGGCUCAAUGCCGCAAGAGGAUGGUGUGGAAAGUGGAGGCUUCCGUCAGGGCCCCAUAGCAGCGAUCGUGGGGCAGUUUUUCUGAGCCUAGGAUAUUUCGCCUGCCCGUUGCAGGAUGCGGACUUGGCCGUCUCCUGUUCUGCGCAGUGAGGGCGCUGCUCCCCUCCAGGGUGUCUCAUGCGCAUGGCACUCUCCUCCACCCGCUGCUGAAAUGACUCCCUCGGCUGCCGCACCUGGGACUGGCCACGGAUGCCAAAGCCGCCGGGUGAGGUCUGUGGCUGCAGAAACGGCCAAGGACGACUCGCGUCGUCAGCCCUUAAAAGUGCCACCACGGUUCCGGUUGCUUCUUUCCAUUUUGCAUGACUUUAUUCUGACUGUUGAAACCAGAAAGGGCCAUUUUGGUGGAAAGCUGAAUCUGGUCUGUUUCGCACAGAAACGCCAUUGGAUGGGGCAGAGCAGCUGAGGUCCCACUGCUGUUUCUGUGGGGUUUCUCUGCGGGAACUUGCGCGCGUCCCGCUGCCUUCGUGGAGCCAGUGUGGCUGGCCGCUGCGCUCUGGGAAACCACGCCGGCCUGUCCGAAAGCUUGUCUCUUCGAGACGCUGCCGCAAGGUGUGUGCCGCCUCCCCGUGUGUGUUAAGUGAUGGAUCCCUCCCAGCCCUCACCUCUCUCUCGGUUCCCUUUAGCUCAGAAAGGUUCUGCUUCAGGGAUCACAGCUGCAGGUUUGGCCUCGCAGGUCCCUGGAAGGGAAUCGCAUGGUGCUCCUGGAAAUGGGCGAAAAAGCCCCUGGUCUGCGGGCGAUGGCAGUUGCCUUUAUGGCCGUCAUCACAGGGUUUCGGGUUGGUUCAGUAGAUCGGUAGGAGGGGCCUUCGCGGGAGAACGAGAAGCCUCUUUCCGGGUACCUUUCUCUUUUCUCGGCAGCGUCACCUGGCAUUCUGCUACAUUCCAGCCCAACUUGCUUCUUCUAAUAAAAGCUUCGCUUGUCUUAGUGGA
Messenger RNA from Varanus komodoensis (Komodo dragon), 2011 nucleotides. RefSeq names its product sepiapterin reductase (gene SPR). Gene Ontology annotation, biological process: tetrahydrobiopterin biosynthetic process. The record is from RefSeq and is a predicted model, not a curated record. The transcript is spliced from 3 exons. Gene Ontology annotation, molecular function: sepiapterin reductase (NADP+) activity. Bases 241 to 750 code for a protein of 169 amino acids. NCBI's taxonomy places the organism in Eukaryota, Metazoa, Chordata, Lepidosauria, Squamata, Varanidae.